Lindgomyces ingoldianus is the source of this 588-nucleotide messenger RNA. RefSeq lists its product as uncharacterized. NCBI's taxonomy places the organism in Eukaryota, Fungi, Ascomycota, Dothideomycetes, Pleosporales, Lindgomycetaceae. Bases 90 to 485 code for a protein of 131 amino acids. The record is from RefSeq and is a predicted model, not a curated record. Gene Ontology annotation, biological process: mitochondrial electron transport, ubiquinol to cytochrome c. The transcript is spliced from 4 exons.
CCACUCCACCGACGACACUCUGCCCCCCAAUUGACCAUCCCCUACACCCUAUCACCACCUGCGAACCGCCCUACGAGUCCGCCAAAGCUAUGUCUGUGCCGUCGCUCGCCCCAUUCAUCGCGAAGCGCAAGUGGCUACAAGCCUGGGUGAAGCCGCUAGCCACCUGGUACACCAAUGCCGCGGGCUACAGGCAGCUGGGAUUGAGGGCCGAUGAUCUGAUCCCCGAAGAGAACGACGUCGUCCAGCUCGCCCUCAAGCGCCUGCCACCGAAGGAUGCCUACGACCGCGUGUUCCGCCUGCGACGCGCCUUCCAGUGCUCCGUAUCCCACCAGCUGCUUCCGAAGGAGGAGUGGACCAAGCCCGAAGAAGAUGCUCCGUAUCUCACGGUUGUCAUCAACGAGAUCCAGGCCGAGAUGAAGGAGCGGGAGGAUCUGGAGGCCAUAAUUGUUAGCAAGAGGGAGAAGAACACAAAGGAAGGUCAUUGAAUUAAACCUGUAAAUUAGGGACUGGUUUGACAUCGACAUGAUUGGUUGAUUAGUAACGAGCUGUGCAUUAGAGUGUAUAUCAAGAAGAUCUCUUUUUCCGUCA